This is a messenger RNA of Vanderwaltozyma polyspora DSM 70294, 3390 nucleotides long. RefSeq names its product Eaf1p (gene EAF1). Lineage: Eukaryota; Fungi; Ascomycota; Saccharomycetes; Saccharomycetales; Saccharomycetaceae. The coding region runs from base 1 to 3390 and encodes 1129 amino acids. The transcript has a single exon. The record is from RefSeq and is a predicted model, not a curated record.
AUGGAAAGUACAACUUCUUCUGUGGGUGGAUCAGAAUCAAAGGAAUUUAAGAAUGCAAAUGAACAAUACCAGGAAUUGAUACGACAGAGAAAGAGGAAAUUAGUUGAAUUGUAUUGUGUCUCAAGAUUACAUCAAUUAUUUGAAGUCACAGAUCAAAAUAUUUUUAAACAAGAUUUAGAUGUGUUUUUAGACAAAAAUAAUUUUAAAAAUGGGAAUAGAUUUAAAAUCGAUACUUUACCAAAAUUUUCAGAACCAUUGCCUUUAAUACCAUCCUCAUCUUCUAGUAAUUCAUCCUCUGGAUCUUCAAUAAAUAAUGAAAUAAUACGAAUAGAUAAAAAUCAACUUUCAAGGGAAUCGUCUCAUAAUAGAAGUGCAAAAGGAAGCAUUAAUAAAAAUAAUAUACUCACGAAAAAAAUAAGCCCUGAAUUGAUGGAUCAGGAUAAAUCACUACGGCAUGAAAAGAUAAUAUCAACUGAAAAUAAUAAAAUUGUAAAUAUUAACGAUAACAAAAUAAUUGAGCGUGUUAAUAAUAAAAGAAUGAUAGAUGAUAAUUAUAACAGACAUGAUGAUGACAAUUAUGAUAAAGGACCAGCUUCUAAAAAAAUCAAAACUGAAGUUGAUAAUAUUAAAACUAAUAAAGAUGAGACGGAGGAAGACAAGGAAUCAAACAAGAAUCAUUAUCCAUUAACUUCCUAUCACAUCCAAUCUUCAGCAUACAAUAACCCAUUAGCAUAUGUAAAUGUUUCUAACAUUAAAGUUGAACCUACACCAGUGGAUACAGACAACCAAAUCAAAAAUGCUUUUAUUAAAGAAAUAUUUGAACCAAAAUUAGAAGCGAUAGAUUAUUUCAGAGAAAAUAAUAUUAACAAGAAAGAUUCAUCAUAUUUAAUUAUGAAAGAAAACAUACCGUCUAAAGUAGCACAGGCUGUUCCUUUAGCUGAAUUAAAAUAUCUAGCACAAACGUUGCCACUGAUAAAAUUAUUGCCUAUGGCUCAUAAAGCUCUAACCACUGAUAUAAUUAACAAUGCCUUAAAUGAGGGUAGAAUUACAGUGGUAAGUUCAAGAAUCGAAGAAUUAAGAAGAUUAGGUUUAUGGUCUUUAAGACAACCAAAAAGAUUUAUCGAUCCUUGGGAAAAAGAACAAUCACAUCAUAAAAUAAUGAUGGAAGAGGCAUUAUGGAUGCAAAAAGAUUUCAAGGAAGGUUAUAAAUAUAAAGUUGCUGUAUGUACAACAAUUGCUCAAUCGAUUAUUGAUUACUGGACUUAUGGUAAAAUUUGUUGUAUUAAUAAAAAACCAAUAAUUUUUUUACCAGCAUCAGAAGAAAGUUCAUCUGUUGAAGCAGAAAGCAUUGAAGUGGAUGCCAUUUCGACAAAAACAGAACCUGAAGAUAAAGAAGUCAACAAAUCUUCUGAAAAAAUUGAAAUAAAUAAUAAUCUGGAAACGACAACUCCUUCAAAUGAAAUUCAAGUUUCUGGAGAAACAUUACUGGAUAAUAAUACAAAUGAAUUGAAACCAGUAUCUAUUGAAGACAUUAUGAAGGACCAAGACCAACAAUUAGGAUCUUUAUUAACUGAUAAAGUAGCAUCAGUUGAAUCAGAAUCUAUUGAAAUUAAAAAACGUGAUGAAAGUGAUUCAGUAGAUGUCAAUAACAAAGAGUAUAUCCUCAAUUCCGGUGUCAGAAGUAAUGAACCAGUAGUAUCUGAAGAUAUAACAAUGAAUGAUUCCGGAAACCCCAAAUCAAUUACAACAGAUAAGUCUUUAAAAGUCAUCGAUAUUAGUUUGUUGCAUGAAGUGACAGAUGAAAAUAUAGAUAUCGAAACACAGCUGAUUUCGAAGGAAGAUUACAAAGAAAGAUUGAAAGAUCCAGAUUUUUUCCCUUAUAGAGUAUCAAUUGAUUUGAGUGACUUAACUUCAUUAGAAAAGGCUAUUAUAAACGAUGUGACAUUAUAUACAGGGGUUGAUUCUAAUAAUGAAGAUGAAGACACUUUACCUUUUGUUCCGCUAUCUAAAUCAUUAGUAACACUUGACGAUGAACAUUAUUUCAAAAUAGUAGAGAAACAAAUUGUAGAUGAUGAACAAUCAUUGUUACAAUUGAGUAAGAGAAGAGGUAUGUUCUAUGGUAGUAGGAGAAGUCAUUAUUUGAAACCACCUCCUGCACCAUCCCAACGUUACUUAAGUAACAGAACACCUACAAUUUGGCUACCAGAAGAUGAUGAAGAACUUGUUAAAAAUAUCAAUGCAUAUGCUUACAAUUGGGAAUUGAUUGCUGCACAUAUGCUAAGGCGACCAAGAUGUUCAUAUUAUUCAAAUAUAGAAAGAAGAACCCCUUGGCAAUGUUUUGAACGAUUUGUACAAUUAAAUGAAAGAUUCAACUUUAACGAUCUAAAGGGCCCAAGAGCACAUAACGCCCAACAUUGGUUAAUGGAAGCUCAUAAAUUUCAGCAAAAACAAAAUAGAAGAAUUUCGCCUCUAGGUGUUGGACUGGAGUCAAUUCAACGUGGUCACAGAAGAUUACGUUGGGCCAGUAUGUUUGAAGCUAUGCGAAAGUGCAUGAAGAAAAGGGAGAAUGCACCAAGACCUAAUCCAAGUCAAGCAAGAAAGCCUCUUGAUUGCAAAAAUAUGAAAGUGCCUACACCCGCAGAGAUGUCUAAUUUGAAAGCCCAGAGAGAUGAAACAUUACGUCGCGACAUGCAGAUGAGACGUAAUGUUAAAAACCGUUUACAACAACAACAAAGACAACAGCAACAGCAGCAGCAGCAGCAGCAACAACAGCAGCAACAGCAGCAGCAGCAACAACAGCAGCAACAGCAACAACAAAAACAGCAGCAGCAACAGCAACAGCAACAGCAACAAUUGCAAAACAGACCAUCUUCUCAAGGUGUACCGAAUAAUGCUUCCGAAAAUAGUUCCAGUAACAUUAAUGGUAAUGUUACUCCAAAUUCAAGUGGUUCAACUAAUCAGUCAUCUAGGAAUAUUGUAAGCCAAUCCCCUUAUCAAAAGGGCUCCCGUCCGCAGUUGACUGAACGUGAAAUUAUCGAGACUUAUUCUAGAAAGAUCAUACAACAAAAGCCAGGAAUUCCUCCUGAGACAGCCCUAAAAGCUGCUCAAAAUUAUGUUAAAUCAUUAAAAGAAGAACAAGUAAGACAAUUACAAAGGUUGAAGGAUAAAAGUUCUAAUUCUACCUUUUCCAAUUCGAGUGUUAAUGUUCAGCAAACUAGUUCAGGAACUAAGCUCUCUUCCACAGGCAAUGGGGCUAAUAAUAAUAAUAGUAGUAUUGCGAAUAAUAAUAAUAGUAUUACGAAUAAUAAUGGUAAUAGCAGUUCAUCUCCUGAAAGAUCUAAAAUUACUUCACCAACUCCACAAGAAAUUUUACAAAGAAUACAAAAGUAA